Molecule: messenger RNA, 8233 nt
Organism: Esox lucius (northern pike)
Lineage: Eukaryota; Metazoa; Chordata; Actinopteri; Esociformes; Esocidae
Gene: znf646
Product: zinc finger protein 646
Exons: 5
Coding region: 441-5036 (1531 amino acids)
Biological process (GO): regulation of transcription by RNA polymerase II
Cellular component (GO): nucleus
Molecular function (GO): RNA polymerase II transcription regulatory region sequence-specific DNA binding; zinc ion binding; DNA-binding transcription factor activity, RNA polymerase II-specific
Source: RefSeq, a predicted model, not a curated record
UACACAUUUCCUGUUUCCUAGCAACAAGAGCAGGAAGUAUGUGGAAUGGGAUGGAAGAAAAAGCAGACAAUUGAAGAAGAUCUGUGGUUUAAGAAUAUAAAUUAUAGCUGUGUGUUGAGGAAACGAGCGAUCCAGGAUUGAAAUACAAUACAUCAGAAACUACAGAAUCUGUUUGGCUUAUGUACUAAUCAAAUAGAUGCACUUCAGACAUAUCGCAUACCUGUUCCAACUGGGCGCCCUGCUAACCCUGACGGAGCCCUCAUGAUGUACCUGCAUCCUUCCUACCCCAGAGAGUAAACAUUAAUUAAUGGAUAAGUACUACGUGAUGAGAUCCCAUCCUUAUUAUCAUCCUGUUUGGCUCUUAUGAUAAAGAGGAGCUGGAGAUCUGAUGUAUUUACCUCUCAAUUGUCUAGCUCAAAUAUUUGCAGUACUACCCUGUAAUGGCUAUGCAAGAGCCUGGCAGGACCAAAGGCUUCCCUUGCAAACACUGUGGAAUAGUGUGUUCCAACAUGCCAAGCCUUCUGGAGCACAUGGAGAGUCAUUUCCAGCAAGAAGAAGAUCGCAAGUUCAAAUGCAAUGAAUGUGGGCGGGGCUACAGACAUGCAGGAAGCUUGGUUAACCACAAGAAGACACAUGAGUUGGGUUCUUUUCAAUGUCCAAUAUGUGCCAGGAAGCUCUCAAAUCCACUGGCCCUGAAAAGCCAUCUGCGCAUCCACACCUCACAGAAGAAGUACUCCUGCACUGAUUGUGGUAAGGCCUUUAGGUUAGCUACUCAGCUGGCUACCCAUGAGAAAGUCCAUCUCUUCAGGCAAUCCAAAGGAAGAGCAGGUAGAAGGGCAGACGCGGACUACUCGCUCAUUGAGAAUACAGAUGAAAUUCAGGACAAUGAUGACCUUGAUGAGCAGUCUGUGUUGCCUGCUGAGCAGCAAGACUCUGUGUUGGAUAGUAUAUCUGAGAGUGACCUCCACCAGGAGGCCAUCCCCAUCUCAGUAAAUGACAGUGAAAACCUUGGGUUUGAAGAAGUAGGGGAUCGGCCUUUCAGAUGUGAUCAGUGUGAAAAGUCAUAUAGACACCAUGGAAGCUUGAUAAAUCAUAAAAAGUCUCACCAGGUAGGGACGUUUGAGUGUCCUAUUUGUUUUAAACAGCUUAAUAAUCUUGCCGCCCUUCAUAGCCACCAGAGGACCCACAACAAGUCCAAAAGUGGGCCGGAACGUUCCGUGGAAGUCCUUUAUGCUGCCACAACACCAGAGCAGUUUUCACCCCCGAACAGGGAGGCUCCAGUGCACUUCUGCCACCUUUGUCAAGUAAUGUUUCCUAAUGAUGAGGAGUUCCAAGAACACAUCCAAAUGCACAAUUCUUCUUCUAUGUCCUUUGGGCACAAUCAAGAUUUACCUGAGGAUCAUCAUGUCUCGUAUGAUGAUAAUCUCUCUCAUUCUCCAGACUCCAACUUCUACACACCGCCACUUAACAGUGCCCCUUCAAUAGAUCAUCAGGGGGAGCAGAUCAACAAUGUUCAAAUAUACUCUGACCACUCCAGUAGGGAGUCCCUUUUGAACGCUCAGGGAGAGCCCUCAGUCUUGGAUUCAGAGAUUUCUGCUGAUGAUUUAAAUAAGGCAGAGCAAUCCAGAUUUACAGAAAACGGUGAGCGCCGCUUCAAGUGCCAGAUCUGUGGCAAAAGCUACCGGCACGCAGGGAGUCUCAUUAACCACAAGCGGUCUCAUCAGACUGGCAUUUUCCAGUGUUCCAUUUGCCGUAAGACUUACCCACACAUGGCUGCCCUCCGCAGCCACGUCCGUAUCCACAAGGCCCACCCGUCUUCCUUCAACCUCAACUCCGAAGGAGACUGGCUCUCUACUGAGCCUCUGACGCUGGAGAAUCAGCAGGCCUGUUUUUCCUCUCAGGAUGGUAACGUUAGCAGUAUGAUGUCCAUCACCCAGGAGAACACGGAUGUACGCGACAAGGGAGGACUAUUCCACGAUCAGUUUGACUCCGCUUUUCCCCAGGGCAGGACUGCACACCUACCUCAUGAUGAACACCUGAUGGAGAGGCACAUGUGCGCAGACUGUGGUGAGACGUUUGCAGACAUCGCAGGGAUCAAGUCACACGUAUGCCCCUUCCUACAACAGCAGCAAGAGACUUUGUCAAAUGACUACAACUGUAACCUAACCUUUCAGGAGACUAACGGCCAAUGCACCAUAGGAAAUCCAGGGGAUCAUGUAGCUUUCCAGAGACCGAAUGGCGUCCCUGAACAAAAGUACUUUGGCGAACACGACUUCAACAGAGACAUAAACGGGGAGCAGUUUAAUGGCGGUGAUGGCAAAGAAGAGGAUGAUGUUGAAGAUGAUGAGGAUGAUGGGGAGCUCUAUCAGUGCUCGGUGUGCGGGAACCGCUACACAAGCAUGAGGGCUCUGAGGAGUCACCUUCGUGGUCACACUCAAUCCCGUGGUACUCCCACAAGCUCUGGUCCCUCCUCCAUGUCCUCACUUGAGGCCGAGAAAGAGGAGGACUCUGGGGAGAGUCAGCAGAUGGAUGCAGGUCUGAUGAUCUGCAGUACUUGCGGAGAGAGUUUUGCCAAGAAGCAGGACCUGCUUGCCCAUCAGCUUCUGCACAACGAAGCACAGGCAGAUGAUGUUAAACAUGUACAUGUGGACAAUAGUGAUGAAACUAAGCCCAAAGAGGAGGUCGAUAGUAUCAUCUGUGGAAACUGUGGUAUAUUUUGCACUAGUUACCAUCAUCUUGAGACCCAUCAAUGUACAACAAAUAGGAAAAGUGAAUCUGCAAACAACAUUGGUGACUCAGUCAACACUAAAGUCUUAGGACACAUGAAAGAGAAUUUAGACAACGGAGAUCGCCAGUACAAGUGUGAUCAAUGUGGAAGAGCAUACAGACAUGCUGGGUCCCUUCUCAACCAUAAAAAGUCUCACAAAACCGGAGUAUUCCGCUGCGCGGUUUGCCAGAAGCGCUUCUACAAUCUACUGGCCCUUAAGAAUCAUCAGAGGACCCACUUUGAUGUUAAGAGACAUACUUGCAAUGAAUGCGGAAAGGCAUUCAAGAUACAGAAGCAGCUAUUGAACCACUUAAGAAUUCACAAAGAGAACCAGGCCAAAAUACAGGAGCUCAACAACCAGAUUCAAGCCCUCAUGCAGAUGAAUGGAACUGUGUCAGAGGGAGGAAUGACCUCGUUAAAUGCACCAGCCCAUCAGCCCGCCACAGCCACAAGAAAAAAGCGUCGGACAAUUCUCAUCAGGAAAAAGAAUUGCGUUGAGGGAAGUUCUCAGACAACAUCUGUGAUUGGGGUCAAAUCAGAAGAAGGGGGUGACCCACGUCCCUACUCCUGCGACCAAUGCGGUCGGACUUAUCGGCACGCAGGAAGUCUAGUCAACCACAAGAACUCCCACAAGACAGGCGAAUACUAUUGCUCUGUUUGUAACAACACGUACUCCAACCAACUGGCUAUGAAGAACCACCUACGCAUCCACUUCUCCGUUAAAAAGCAUAGUUGUCAAGACUGCGGUAAGGCCUUUAGGGGAAAGAAGCAGUUGUCAAUCCACGUUUGUGCACACCUGCGAAAGGACACGCCCGGAGGGGUAAGAGGAAGAGGUCGCAGACGAGCAAAGAACAUUAAAUGUAAGCAGUGCAGACUGACAUUUAUGUCCUCUGAGCAGCUCACCGCUCACACCUGCGGGUCGCUGGGAAACCCAACAGACGGUAGCGAUGGACAAAUGAGUACGGCCCUGAAAAAAGAAGAGCGGCCGUUCACCUGCAGCAUCUGCAGUCGCAGCUACCGACACGCUGGCAGUCUGCUGAAUCACAAAAACACCCACAAGUCCGGCCACUUCAGCUGCACAUUUUGCUCCAAGCCCUUCUCCAACCCCAUGGCGCUACGCAAUCACACGCGAAUCCACACCCAGAAGAAGAAGCACAUCUGCCUGACGUGUGGGAAGGCUUUCCGGCUGGCCAGCAUCCUCCAUAAUCACCAGAAGGUCCACACUAGGGUGGCUAGCCACUUCAGUUGCCCAGAAUGUGGCAAGAGCUUCCAGGGCAAGUCGGGGCUGAAGAGGCAUCGCUGCCAGAGAAGUCACGAUGACUCUGCUACAGUUGCCGAUAACAGAGAGUCUGCAGACAAGUGCUUCACGUGCGAUCUGUGUGGACGUUCAUACCGCCAUGCCGGCUCCCUGCUCAACCACAAAAAGACGCACUCCGAAAACCUACACCACUGUACCUUGUGCCUCCAGACAUUCCCAGACCCCUUUGCGCUACAGGUCCACUCCGAGAUGAAGCGCCACUGCUGCCCAGACUGUGGCAAGACUUUCUGUCUCAUCGCCCAUCUGCAAAACCACAUGGAGGUUCACUCCAAGGAUCGCACCCUGAUUUGCAGCCCGUGCCACCAGAGCUUUCCCAACCCGGCCAGCUACCAGCACCACCAGGACCUUCACCACCGGACGCUGGACCAUUAUCCGCAACAGAACACGCCAAUGGAGGAGGACUUAGGCUGGAGCUCCGAACUGGACCAAACCGUGGGGCUCCAAGGCAUGCCCAAGCUGCUGCCGGCUUUUGCCCACAUGCACGGCGUCAUGCCCGGCCCACAGCUCCAGCAGGACAACGGCGAGGUGCGGUGUACGGACGAGAAGAGCCACGUGUGCGAGCACUGCGGCCGCACCUAUCGACACGCCGGCUCCCUCCUCAACCACAAGAACAGCCACAAGACUGGCUCCUUCUUCUGCUCCGUGUGCCAGAAGGAGUUCACCAACCUGAUGGCGCUGAAAAACCACCGGCGUAUCCACACGGAGCCCAAGCGCUACCAGUGCCUGGAAUGUGGCAAGGCCUUCCGCGUGUCCACCCAGCUCAUCUGUCACCGGAGGAUCCACACCAAAGAGAAGCCCUUCUCCUGCCUGCUGUGUGACAAGCGCUUCUCCAGCAAGUCAAACUUGCGCCACCACCAGAAGAUGCACCAAAGCGGUGCCCAGGCGUACGAGUCCUCCUUCGACGUGGACACAAGCAGUUUCAUGGACCUGGAUAUGGGCUCUUUUCUCUGAGUCACAUUUGAGUCAUAUCUGAGUCACAGUCAAUGUUUAUUUUUCGUUUAUGAACCUCCGAUGACCAUUUUGGAGAGUGGCACGCCUGUUGUGUUUUUCACCCCGCCCCCUGAGCUCCUAAUCAGUAAUUGUAAAGCAACAGGUGUUCUUCAAAGCUACGGUAUAGAUGGCAUCAGCCUUACAGCUGAGCUCUUCAACGCUGCCUCAGAAACGUUUAAUUUUUGGGAUUAUGUUUUGGUCAUGUACUUCUGGACUAAUAGAAGAAUAAUUGUUUUGCUUACCUCAAGCAGGGAUGUUGACACUGCAAAUGUCAGAGACGGUAUCUGUCAAACCUUUAUAGGAUUGAAUGUUUUUUUCGAUGGAGUGCACAAAGUGAUUGAAUCUGCUAGCGGAGAAAGAUCUAUUGGACAUCCGUACAUAGUGACUGUAUAAAUGUUCUCAUCACCAAGUAGAGGUCACUCAAUUACUUAACAUAAGCGAAUCGAUCUAACAGAAAUCUGCUUCAGCCCAGGUCCUCCAUGGGUUUUAUUCACACAUUGAUGAAUCACCUUUUUAUGAGAUGUUCUGUUCUGAUAUUUCCGCUGGUUAUCUAUUACUGGGUUUAGUGCCUCUGUCUGUUAAUUUCUCUGCUGUACUUACAUAUGUGGGCUGUAUAUUUGCCCCUUGAAUCCUAUUCUCAGUAUUGCCAUAGGUUAGAGACAAGUGGUCAAUUUACUUAUUCUGAUGUGGUUUCAAUAAGGACAGCCCUGCAAAUGUCAGGGAUCUGUCCUAUAUUUUUGUUCUGUCCAGAUGAAGAUAUCAAAGGUAUUUACUGAAAUCAUAUAAUCAAGUAAGUACUUUUACUAAUGACAAUAAUAUUUGGGUUCAUGGUUGGUGCAUUUGUACACUAAAUUGAUGUAUUUAAUAAUUUAUUCCCAUUCUUUUAUUUUAUAUUUUUGUGCAUACUUUGAUAGAUCAGUUUCUAUGAAUGUUACCUUGACACAUAAGAAAUAUCCUAUGUAGCGUUUAAGGAUAUUUCUCAAUUAAUCUGUAAUUGCAUUUUGAAUCGGUGCGACUCCCAACAGUGAGGAAUGCAUUAGCCAAGGACAGUUGUCUUGCCAGCACUCAGGUUUUUCCAUAUUCUUUUCCUUUUAAAGAUCUGAUGUGCAGUGUAGAUAAUCAUUGAUAUCUGAAUUGGGUAAGACUUUGUUAUUGCUACACGUGCCAUUGCUCACCCUUGCAUCGUUCAUGUGUAAUGGACUUGUAGCCUUUCUCGUCCAUUAUCCCCAUAGAAAUGUUAUAGAUGUUGCAACCCCUUGAAAUACCACACGCAUACGUUUGACUUUAAAAGGUAUUGUAGCAGUCCUCACUAUGAGCCAUGUUACAGUUCCCGCCAGGUGGGCGAAACCCCAUUGGUGUGUAGGUUGUUCGCCUUUGAUGUCAGCAGCCCAGGUCUUCCCUGCCCCGAUGCUCUCCUCAGCAUGUUUGCGUGCCAGUGUAGAAUUAUCCUGGUGUGAAGGCCUACUCUCUGAUCACUUUUCUUCUGUUUGAGAAUACAAAGUAUUUAUUGAUGUCUUAUUUCAGUGCUUAUUGCAUUUCUGUUGAAAUGUUUCAUAAUGUAUUAUUUUUAACUUCCUAAAGUUGGAGAUUAAUCUAAAGUGGUUUGUUUUGCCGCUUAUCUAACACAAGCUUUAGCGUUCAAACCUGAGAACACGGUCAAUAUUCAGUUGGUUGCUUACCUCAACCGUGUUAACUGCAGUGUGUAUCCGGAAGCGGAUGUUGAUCGCCACUAUUUGCGAAAUGGUUUGGUGUCUUUGGAAAAAGCAAUUUGUUUUCAUUUAACCUUUACAUUAAUGUGCAAUUAAGUAAAUCUAGGAUUAUCUUUGGUUUGCAAUGCCUACAUGAAACAAGUGUAGGAAGUGGAAAACGGUGCCUAUCUUGCACUACAACGUGCAUCUUUUUAGUCGCUGUAAUGUCUAAUGUCUUGGGGUACAAGUAGGAAGCGCAGAUCCUUUAGGUUUAAAACAGCAGGGGGCCUUUCAUUUAUAGGUGCCAAUUCAGUACUAUAUCAAAUAUAUAACUGACUCAACCAUGGAAUUUUUUUCUUUGCUUUUAUUAUGCCUUAUCCUAUGUAUUUCAUAUAUUAUGAAUUGUAAAUAAUUCUGGGACUGGUAAGAUGUAUGAAAUACCUCACAAAAGAGCCUUGCCAAUCCAGCAACUGCUAUUAAAAGCUAUAUGUUUAUUUAGGAGAAAUUAUGACAUUUUGCUAUAGUACACUAUCCAUCCUCAUUGAAUCUUUAACAGUGAUGUAGCUAGACCUGUAACAUGAGCACACUGUCGGUGAGGCAUCAGCUCCCAACACCUCAUUCUAAUUGCACGUGGGCAGUUGAGAUGCAUGCAAGUUCUCCCCAAUCUAUCAAUAUUAUAAGCAAUAUGUUGACAUUUUUGAAGUGUUUAGUGCUCAUUUGGUCGGUACCAUAUUAAUAAGUGCACAUCUUGUAGUUGCACUUUUGUUGUUUCUGUGUCAAACCAUUGAAACUUUCCCACUAGGUACAAUUUUGAUGUGAACUGAUUCAAAUGAAAAAGCUCAUAGGCAACCUGAGACUUAGCGAAAGUCAACAAAUACCUUUGAAUUUAAAACAAACUACUGUACACUAAGAAUAUCUUGUUUGUGAUGACAGACUUACCAAUAUGUAACUUGACUGUUCCCAUGGUUAUUUGCAUAUCUUGUAUCUACAUUGUGGUUUUUCGGUCAUUCCUCUUCAAAUUGCAACCAUGUAUUUUUAUAACCCAUGAAAAUGAAAUGGCGUAUUAGGUAGGGAAUGCCAGAUAAUUAGUUUUAAUUUGGUGGCAAGUCUGAUAACUACAAUUCCUUCUCUUGUGUCACUGGUUAUUUUACACUCACUUCUUUGCCACGAUGACAACCCAUGUUCUUUUCAUGUGUCAUACAUUUAUGUAAAUACUGGGGUGAGACAUUGGUUGGGUUCUUUUUACAUGAGUAACUUACAAGUGUAGCGGGUCAUAAAAAGCAUAUACACCACCUUAGAUUACAUUUUUCUGUUCAAAAAGUCUGAUAAAUAUUUUAUUCAUAUUUAUAUAACCCUGUAUAUAUAUUUUGUCACUUUGCAAUGUAGAUUUUUACUUCCUGGUUAGGACUAUGAACUUAGCUAAUUAGAAACUUAACAAAUCAGUUGUUGAAAUUAAAUGACUUAAAAAUA